Molecule: messenger RNA, 744 nt
Organism: Naumovozyma castellii
Lineage: Eukaryota; Fungi; Ascomycota; Saccharomycetes; Saccharomycetales; Saccharomycetaceae
Exons: 1
Coding region: 1-744 (247 amino acids)
Source: RefSeq, a predicted model, not a curated record
AUGAAGUUUGCCAUCUGUCUUUUACUCACUAUCUUUGCUGACGUUGAAGCAAGACUAAUACCUAACAAUGGGAGAUCACCAGUAUUUCGAAUCGAUUCUGCCAUAGAUGGAAUUGAUUCAGGUUGGCAAGUGGGGUCCACGAUAGCAACUGACAAAGGCAAUUUUAUUUUCUUCUCAUCUGCUGAGGAAUUACCCAAGCUCAUUCCCAAUUAUGCUGGUACGGAUUCCAUGCUAGUUAAUACCGAUACAGGCUUCGUUAUCACAGAUAUAAAAAAUUCAGAGACUGCUAAUUCCCAGUCAUGGAACCAAUGGCAACUAGCUAAAUCUGGGCACUGGUGGUCUCGAUGGUACCCAAUUUCCCCUUGUUUUCACACUGAGUCGGAGUCUGGUAGUAGUUCUAUUGAUUUGGAUUGGUCAUACAACUACCAAUGGAGUCAUACCACCGGAAAGGAUUUGCCAUGGGGGUUCGUUGUGGCGACCCUAGGUAACAACACUACUUAUUUGUUGGAACGAUCAGGUAAAGACACUUGUAAUAUUCCUGGGGGGUCCGUAGGACAGGUAUGGUACAGGCAACAUUUACUAUGGGCAGACUAUCAGAAACAGGAUUGUACAAUGAGCAAAAUGAGUGGAACCACAUGUAGUCCAUGGAGCUCCUAUAUUAGGGUGAACGCACCAUUGAAAGAUGAUGAUUCCAAUGGUUAUCUUGUAAGAUGCAAUACGGGCAAACAGAAUGUUCAAUGUUGA